GGUGACGAGUUUCGUUUCGCCGAAAACAACAUCUCUGUAAAACAAGAGUAAGGCUUCAUGCAUAAAUCUUGAUCAACAAUGGUAAUAAACUUUUUCAGUCAAUAUAUAUAGUUUUCUGAUAAUAAACUUACCAUUGUUGAUCAAGUCUUUAUAAAUACCCUUCUUAAGGGAGUGUGUCCUCCACACUUAUCACUUUAAUCUCUUCUCCUCCUCUUCUUCUUUAUCAAUAUCACUGUCAUAAUACAUUUUAAUCAUUUCAAACCCUUGAUCAUUUUCUUCCAUGGCAGCCAACACCAGCAGGUUCCCUCUGGCUGUUAAUGAUGUUGAGCAACAAGCAACUGUAUUAGAGCUAGAACCCACGAAGGAUCAGGACUUCGACUAUUCAAAAAGAGCACAAUGGCUACGAGCUGCAGUUCUUGGUGCCAACGAUGGUCUGGUCUCCACUGCAUCACUGAUGAUGGGUGUUGGUGCUGUGAAACAAGACAUCAAGGUCAUGAUACUUACUGGAUUUGCUGGACUAGUAGCUGGAGCUUGUAGUAUGGCAAUAGGUGAGUUUGUGUCUGUGCACUCACAGUUGGAUAUAGAGUUGGCUCAAAUGAAGAGAGACAAGCAAAGAGGAUGCAAUAAUAAUGAAGGAAAACAAGAAAAUGGAGGUCAUGAAGAAGAAGAAGAGAAGGAGAGUUUGCCUAAUCCACUGCAAGCAGCUGCAGCCUCAGCUAUUGCAUUUUCAGUUGGGGCAAUGGUGCCACUAUUAGCUGCUUCUUUUAUAAGAAACUAUAAGGUGAGACUAGGUGCUGUAGUUGGUUCAGUGAGUCUGGCUUUGCUGGUGUUUGGGUGGUUAGGCGCUGUGUUGGGGAAGGCACCAGCGGUUAGGUCCUCUGCUAGGGUUUUGGUUGGUGGGCUAAUGGCUAUGGCCAUAACCUUUGGACUAACCAAGUUGAUUGGCUCCAGCGAUCUGUGA
Manihot esculenta (cassava) is the source of this 961-nucleotide messenger RNA. Its product is annotated as vacuolar iron transporter homolog 1. The record is from RefSeq and is a predicted model, not a curated record. Gene Ontology annotation, molecular function: iron ion transmembrane transporter activity; manganese ion transmembrane transporter activity. The coding region runs from base 281 to 961 and encodes 226 amino acids. NCBI's taxonomy places the organism in Eukaryota, Viridiplantae, Streptophyta, Magnoliopsida, Malpighiales, Euphorbiaceae. Gene Ontology annotation, cellular component: membrane. The transcript has a single exon. Gene Ontology annotation, biological process: intracellular manganese ion homeostasis.